Chara braunii is the source of this 642-nucleotide messenger RNA. Lineage: Eukaryota; Viridiplantae; Streptophyta; Charophyceae; Charales; Characeae. The record is from the annotation of a GenBank genome assembly.
CGUAUCAGAUCAGACGGGAGAUGAGAAUAGCGAAGAACUGGGGAGAUGAGAAUAGCGAAGAACUGGGGAGAUGAGAAUAGCGAAGAACUGGAAGGAACCGGUAUACUGCGGAAGAGGAAGAGGCAGAAGAAGAAAGAGGAGGAGAAGAAGAAAGAGGAGGAGAAGAAGAAAGAGGAGAAGAAGAAGAAAGAGGAGAAGAAGAAGAAAGAGGAGGAGAAGAUGAAAGAGGAGAAGAAGAAAGAGGAGGAGGAGAAGAAGAAGAAAGAGGAGGAGGAGGAGGAGGAGGAGGAGGAGAAAGGAGAAGAAAGGAGAAAGAGAGAUCUCGACGUCUGAUCGCGCAGGAAAAAGAUAAGACUUGGGCCAUAAGUAUCUAUGAUGCUGACCGGCUGCGCAUCUUUCGAUAGAAACAUGUAUUGAUGAAUUGAAUUGACUAAUGCUAGAAAGCGUUAUCCACCAAUUUACAGAGAAUUUCAUUUUUGGUAUAUUUAUGAGACGUAUACGAACAAAAAAAGAGAAGCUACAUCUGUAGAAAAGACCAGAAGACGUAUUGCACCUAAGUAGAUAAUCAGCAGGAAGUGGUGUUUCGACCAUCCCACGAUGAAAUCUGAUUGUCUGUAUGGUUAAUCAAUUCAAUUCAAUUCA